Mobula hypostoma (lesser devil ray) is the source of this 3673-nucleotide messenger RNA. Its product is annotated as guanylate-binding protein 1-like. The coding region runs from base 333 to 2192 and encodes 619 amino acids. The record is from RefSeq and is a predicted model, not a curated record. Gene Ontology annotation, molecular function: GTP binding; GTPase activity. NCBI's taxonomy places the organism in Eukaryota, Metazoa, Chordata, Chondrichthyes, Myliobatiformes, Myliobatidae. The transcript is spliced from 11 exons.
AUACUGACAACAUUGAAAAUCAGUCUGGAUCCUGGAGAAAUCUCAUUGCCCUCCACCGAGAAAGGAAUUGGUCACGGGGUACGUGGCAAUUGGAACCUCGGAGCCGGGACUUGAUACUUGAACCCCGGAGCUUGGACUUGGAACUCAAACACAGAACGUAGAACACUGAGCCGGGACUCCUCCUUCGACACAGGACAUGGAGCCGGGACUCUUCUUAUUCACGGGACAGACUCAGACACAGGAGAUAAAACACUGAGCCGGGAAUCCUCCUUAGACACAGGACGGAGUCGGGACUCUUCUUGACACAGGACAUUUCGGGAAAGGACUGUCAGAUGUCAGUAACCGGAGACCCUACUGCCAACAAGCUGAAAAUGGAGAAACCCUUGCAGCUGGUUUAUAACAAGGACGGGAAGCUGCAACUUAACCCAGAGGCUCUGAAUGUCCUCCAGUCCAUCAAGGAUCCAAUGGUGGUUGUGGCUGUGGUUGGUGCUGCUCGUACAGGGAAGUCCUACCUCAUGAACUGUCUUGCAGGAGACAGGAAGGGAUUCUCAGUGGAUUCAACCAUCCAGGCUCACACCAAAGGAAUCUGGAUGUGGUGUCGAUCCCUCCCUCAGAGAUCCAAUGAGGUCCUCUUGUUGUUGGACACCGAGGGUCUGGGAGAUCCUGAGAAGGGAGACAGCCAGAAUGAUCGUUCCAUCUAUUUACUGGCUAUCCUUCUGAGCAGCAUCCUCGUUUACAAUGGUCAAAGAAACAUAGACCAGCAAUCCCUGCAAGACCUACAUUUUGUGACUGAACUGUCUAAGUGGAUCCAGAUGAAGUCCCAGCCCAAUGCCUGUGACAGUUGGGACUUUGUCCGUUUCUUCCCUGAAUUUGUCUGGGUGAUCCGUGAUUUGACACUGGAUAUGAACAUCAAUGGAAAAGAUGUGACUCCGAAUGAGUACCUGGAGCACAGUCUGAAACUGAAGGACAGUGAGAUCAGUGAGCAGGACAAGGAAUAUAAUGAACUCCGCAGGUGUAUCCGUGAUAAUUUUCCCUCACGUUGCUGCUUUACAUUUCCUAUUCCCACACACCAGAAGAAACUCAAGCAGCUCCAGGAACUGGAGGACAAGGAUCUGGAUGAGGAUUUUGUUACGAAGCGGCAGAACCUCAUCAGUUACAUUCACACCCACAGAAAAGUCAAGAGAGUUCUUGGAGGUCAGCUGGUCACGGGCAGGAGAUUUGUCGCAUUGACCAAGGCAUACGUGGGCAUGAUAGCAGAUGGUGUCCUACCGUGUGUGGAGAGCAGCUUUGCCGAAAUACUGGAGGUGGAAAACCAAACAGCAGUAGAUGAAGCCCUUAAAUCCUAUGAUGAUGAAAUGAAAAAAUUUUCAGAAUCUGAUGAUCUUACUAUGAGCAAACUCACAGAGUAUUACAAUAUGAAGAGCAGAGAGGCAUUCAAUAUCUUCCAGAAAAGAUCUAUGAACAGCAACAGUGUCAUACACAUCCAACAGCUGGAGGAGAAGAUGAGUUCCACUUACAAGUCUCUCAUGGUCAAGAUCAAGGAAAAGUCACAAGAGCAAUGUGAGGCACAUCUCGCAAAAGUAAUGUCAUCAAUUAAAGAAAACCUGACAUCUGGGCAUUACCGGAGACCUGGUGGUUUCCAGGAGCUGACAAAGGAUCUUGAUAAGGCCAUCAAGGAGUAUAAAAUAAUUACCAAGAAUGAGAUAGAGGGGUCAGCUGUCCUCACCCACUUCCUGAAAAAGGAAAAACCCCAACUAGACCAAGUACAGAAGAUAGACAGCAGGUUGAAGGAAAAAAUGCACAUCUCUGCUUUGGAAGAGGAGAUCUCAAGGCUGAAACAGGAGAUGGAGAAGAUGGAGCAGAAGAGGAAGGCGGCUGAGGAACACAGGGAUAAGCAGAUCAUGGAGCAGAUCAGGAGAAGGUUUGAGGAGGGUAAAAAGUGCAGUGUGGAGGAGCUGAGGAUAGCCAUGGAGCAUAUGAGGAGUGAGAUGAAGAAAUACAAAGUCGAGGGCAGGAUGGAGGAUGCAGUAAGGGCUCAGCAGAGGUACGAGUACCUGAAGAAGAAAUUUGAAGAGGCAAGCGAAUGGAGUUUCACGAAAUUCAUAAGGGAGCAUAUCCCUGAGAUUUCUGCUGCGCUGUUUACUGUGGUGGGUGCUGUAGCAAAAUUAGUUGUAUUCAAAUCAGUAAAGUAGUCAAAAAUGAUGCGUACAUUUAGAAAUGUGUCCACAGCACCAAUUCUGUGACAUUCCUUACCACUUCCAACACAAACCCCGCCCCCCAGUCUGAUCAAUGAACUGGACCCCAAAUAUUGUUGCCACAUAUUCCACAUCCAAUCCCCAGCCGAAUAUCAGGGGCACACACAGGAACAUUUAAAGCGGGGUUGGAUUCCAGCUGGUGAAUCUCAAAAUGCCAGAGAUGUGAAUGAGCCAGUGUAAUAUGCCCCACACACUAAAUCCACUCACACAGCCGACAGACACUCUCACCCAUGACCAACUCUCCCCACUCUUCUUAAUCCCCUGCCACAAUCCAUGGAUACUCACCCGGACUCACUAAAUCCCCUCCACACCUCACAGCCACUCUCUCCCAUCACUGAAUUCCACCCCCCCCCAUAAAAUCCCCUCCCACAGGCCAUGGACAUUCUGCCCCACCACCGACUUCACGCACUUCAACCACUGAAUUCCCUCCCACAGUCCAUGGACAUAAAGCUAUAAAGCUACAUAUCCAGUUCUUCUCCAUGUUUUUUCAAUCCUCUCAUAUACCUGUCCACACUGUACCACAAUUACCUGAACUAUCAAUUAUAAGCGCCUCUGCUUACCCUUGGAAAUUCAUCAAACUCUCCCUGGCAUGGAGUGCAGCUCCCACAAACUCCUUAUCUGCUGGUUCAGUGUUCUGGGUCAGCGGUCAGCUCUAUUCAAUACUGACCUGUGUUGAUAAUGUGGCCUUCCUCCACUCUGCUCUGUGUUCUGUGGAUCUCUCUCACCAGCAAAGUUUCCUCCCAGAGGCUGAUGGGAACUUGUCGUCUCCCUCUGGCUGUUACAUUCCCACCAUCAAUCCACGAUCAGUGUGAUUACUGGAUCACACUAAUUAUCCAGGCAAUAAAUCUGACCACCAGCAAUGAACAAUUGGAAGCUGAAUUGUAAGAAUGGAUGUACAUUCAGCAGAGAUACGUGAGAGUGCAGGUGCUGGAAUCUGGAACAUAAACAGGGAGAUGGAGAAAUCUUCAGUGGGUCGAGCAGCAUCUGUUGGUGGGGUUGGAGGAGAAGGGAUUGGUGAUGCUGGGUCAAGAUCAUGUAUUAGAACUGAUAGAGGUGUCCUCGACAGAGGGACCCGAUCCAAAAUGUUGACAAUUCCUUUCCUACCACAGCCGCUGCUUGAUCCACAGAGUUCCUCUUAACAGGUUAUUGCUUUAUAUAAAUUGAGUGAAUAAUUUUAGCUAAUAGAUUUGUUAAGUAACAUAGAUGCUACAGUUAACCACAAUAUAACUUUAUGAACAAAUCAGUAAUCUUUCCAAUUAGCCAUAUCAAUGUAAACGCAAUAAGAAUCCGGGUAUAUAUGUGUGGAUAAACUUAGAUAUUGAAUCCUCAUCCCACCACAUUGAAGUAUGGAUUUCAAUACCAGAAUACCAGCAGUUUGUAUAUGCUGGUAAAUCUGUGAAACUUUAAUAAAGGUCUGG